CCCACGCCGCCGCUGCGCCCGCCUCGGCCCUGACUGUUUGCUCAUCCCGCUCCUCCGCAGCAGCGGCGAACCUGGCCAAUGGACAGCCACACAGUACAAACCUCCUGAACGGAGGUGAGAUGGACAACAGUUUGAGAGCUCUGAGCUUUUCAGGGGCGCCUCCCGGGAGAGUUUCUCGGAGGCAGCAUCCUUAGCCUCGGUUCUGCCCAGAGUAGGGUUGCAGAGAGAAGACCAAACCUGCGUGGCGCGCAGACGCUGAUACGGGGUCUGGCACAGGAGCAUUGCACCGCUGAUCUACCCAGCCUUUCAGCUGUGCCAUCUGUGGUUAGAGCACUGACUAUGGCAGCCAUUCUUCUGAGAGCAAAGCCCAAGGUACCAGUAACUUUUGAGGAUGUGUCUGUGUACUUUACAAAGACAGAAUGGAAGCUUCUGGAUCUCAGACAGAGGAAUCUCUACAAGCAGGUGAUGCUGGAGAACUACAGUCAUUUGGUGUCAGUGGGGUUUGCUUUCUCUAAGCCUAACCUGGUGUCCCAGCUGGAGCGAGGGGAGAAGCCCUGGAUUACAGACAGAAUGGGGACUGCAGCAGGAUCCUAUGCUGGAAAUGGGAUAAAGAGCAAGAUGCUGACUUCAAGGUCAAAACAUUUUGGAAGAGGGCUCCGCGGAGACACUUCGGGAUCCAUGGUGCAGAGAUGUCCUCACGACUUCAGGCCAAAUUCCAUUGUAAGGUGCCAGCACUCCAAAAUCACCGAUAAGCGGUAUCUGUGUCAGCAGUGUGGAAAAUCCUUCAGCCGCAGCUCCAAUCUCAUCAAGCACCGGAUCGUCCACAGCGGCGAGAAACCGUACGAGUGCAGCGAGUGCGGGAAGCUGUUCCGGCGGAGCUUGGCACUGCUGGAGCAUCGGCGCAUCCACAGUGGCGACAAGCCCUAUGAGUGCGGGGAAUGUGGCAAGACCUUCACGCGCAGCUCCAACCUUAUCAAGCACCAGAUCAUCCACAGUAGCGAGAUGCCGUUCGUGUGCCAAGUGUGCGGGAAGGUGUUCCGGCGGAGCUUUGCUCUGCUUGAGCAUGCGCGCAUCCACAGCGGUGAGCGGCCUUACGAGUGCGGUGAGUGUGGCAAGGCAUUCAGCCGCAGCUCCAACCUUAUCGAGCACCAGCGCACCCACAGCGGUCGGAAACCCUACAUCUGUCAGGAGUGCGGCAAAGCCUUCAAGGGCAUCUCGCAGCUCAUCCACCACCAGCGCAGCCACCGCGGUGACAGGCCCUUCUCGUGCCAGGUGUGCGGCAAGGCCUUCCGCGGCCAUUCAGGGCUUAGCCAACACCAGCGAGUGCACAGCGGCGAGAAGCCUUACGAGUGCAGCGAAUGUGGCCGGGCCUUCGGUCGCCGGGCCAACCUCUUCAAGCACCAGGUGGUGCAUGGCGGGGUGCGGCUCGAGCGUCGUGGCCGCUUGAAGGGACUUCGGCGCGGUUGCAUGCUCCUGGAGCAUCGACGCGGGCCGCACGGGCCGCGGUCCCAGGAAGCCGGGGAAGGCAGCUCGGCCGAGCCCCAGCUCAUUGAUGCCAAUGAGAAGCCCCAAGUGUGUGAGCGCUGCGGCCAGGUCUUCAAGAACAAGUUGCUGCUGUGUCGCCAUUUGCGCAUUCAUGACGACGAAGAUGACAAGAAACAGAAGUCGAUUACUGUGAGUACCUCAGGUUCGGAGGAGAGGUCGCUGCUCAGCCAGGGUUUGGAAUCCCAGCCCGCACAAGGAAGAGACAGCGAAAGCAAUGGAAGUUUCCUGUAUGCCGAGAAGGCCCAGGGCUCAUCCUCACCUUGAGGCCAGAAACAAGGUAGCAACUCAGAAUGGCAGGGUAGCUAGCCCCUUUCCCCAGUGUAAAACAGAAGUAACUCAGAAGGACAGGGUACCCCCUGCCCAUGCACCCAGUGUAAUAUGCCCUACUCUUUCCCUGAUGAGUAGAAAAGGAAGGCUCCGUCCCUAGUCUUUGAUGAUACAAUUGAUACCUAGAGAUUGCACAGGAAGGCUCCUCAUGGAGUCUAGGUAGGGUACUCCUGUGUGUACUUGGGUGAAUGAGUGCCUAUGUGAAUGGGGUCUCCAGGUGAGCAGAUUUGCAUAAUACAGAGUUGGUCUCUACCAUUCGCAUGAGAAUUGCUUGAUGUGGUUGGGAAAGAAGGAGCAGAGUCCAGCCAACUCUAAGCACAAUUACAUUGAA
Myodes glareolus (Bank vole) is the source of this 2203-nucleotide messenger RNA. RefSeq names its product ZFP92 zinc finger protein (gene Zfp92). Lineage: Eukaryota; Metazoa; Chordata; Mammalia; Rodentia; Cricetidae. Gene Ontology annotation, cellular component: nucleus. Gene Ontology annotation, molecular function: DNA-binding transcription factor activity, RNA polymerase II-specific; RNA polymerase II transcription regulatory region sequence-specific DNA binding. Gene Ontology annotation, biological process: regulation of transcription by RNA polymerase II. The record is from RefSeq and is a predicted model, not a curated record.